CUCGAUGCUUUUCGAAUAAUUCAAUAUCCCGUCACCACUGAAGCGGCUAUGAAAAAGAUAGAGGACAACGACACACUUGUUUUCAUUGUUGAUAGAAGGGCUAACAAACAAACAAUCAAGGCUGCUGUUCAGGAUCUCUAUCGAGUAAAAGUGGCGAAAGUAAAUACCCUCAAUUGUCCAAGAAACGUGAAAAAGGCUUAUGUCAAGCUUCCUCCGGAUUACGACACUAUAGACGUCGCCAACCGAAUUGGAAUAAUUUGA
Molecule: messenger RNA, 261 nt
Organism: Protopolystoma xenopodis
Lineage: Eukaryota; Metazoa; Platyhelminthes; Monogenea; Polystomatidea; Polystomatidae
Source: the annotation of a GenBank genome assembly